UUUCGCUGAACUCGUUCGUUUCGGAACGGAAAGUGAUCAGCAUCUCUGGGGAGUUUAUAUAGAAGAAAUAGUUAAAAUCUUGAUUAACAUGGAUCCAAUUUUGGGUCGUCCUCAAUUUCUCAGUGAAACUGUGAAUUUAUUUACUGAUGAAAAGACUGCAGCAGCCAGAGCUCGAAUAGUAGAAUGGGUCAAUGAAUUAUCCAUAGCUGAACCACAAACAAAAUGCGAUUUAUUGGUGAAAAUCCAAGAAACCAUUAUCGGUUCCUGCGUAGAACUGCUGGAGGAGUUCCUGGAGACAAUUCUGUCUUUGGUCCAUGACACCAACAUGGAGGUGCGCAAACAAGUGGUGGCUUUUAUGGAGCAAAUAUGCAAAGUAAAAGUGGAGUACUUACCACAAAUUAUCAAACACAUAUCUUCGCUGCUGCGCGACCGAUCACCACAGGUUAUAAAACGUGUCAUCCAGGCCUGUGGCAAUAUCUACAAACAUGGCUUACAGUGGAUUUGCAGCCAGCAAGAUUUAAGUGACAGUGCUGAGGAGGCUUGGAACGUUAUGAGCCUGAUUAAAGCACAAAUCUUGGAUUUGAUUGACAAUGAAAACGAUGGCAUACGCACAAAUGCUAUAAAAUUCCUCGAAGGAGUUGUUGUCCUGCAGAGUUAUCCCGACGAGGACAGUCAAAAGAAAGAGAAUGAUUUUUCAUUGGAAAAUGUAGAUGAUAAUUUGAGACUAAUUAAAAAACAGAAGCUAGAAGAGGAAGCUUUACGUAUUUUCGACAUCCUCUUGAGAUUCCAUGGUGCCAGAUAUAUUUCGUCGGUGAAUCUGAUUACCUGUACUAGUAGUUUGUGUACCAUAGCCAAGAUGAGGCCUAGUCUUAUGGGCCCCGUGGUGGAGGCAUUUAAAAAUUUAAAUAAUAGUUUGCCACCAACCCUGUCGGACUCACAAGUGAGUUCGGUUAGAAAAAGUUUAAAAAUGCAGCUGACAACUUUGCUGAAGAAUAAAGGUUCCUAUGAAUAUCAAACGGCUAUUAGACAUAUGCUUAUGGAUUUGGGUGCCUCACAGGGUGAGAUACAAAGGGCAAUACCGAAAAUGGAUAAAAUCGAACAGCAGCGUAGACAAAAGCGGAUUUUAGAAAAUGCCAAUAGUGGGGCUAAGAAGCGGCGUUUAGGUCCCUCUGGAGAUGAUGAUAUGGAUGAAAAUGAGGGCUCUAGGCAAAAGCAGGAAAUGGUAAUCGACGAAGAAGAAUUGGAAAAGCAAAAACAAAAGUCGACCAAAGUAAAUGAGAAAUUUAUUGCGGAGCAUAUACGAUCCGCAAAGGUGGUAGUCGACUUGGUUGUGGAAUGUUUGCCCAAAUUGCCUGAGACGGUGCCAGAACAUUUUCUCAGGGAAUUUGAACCCAUAAAAGAUCUUACAAUACCACACCAGGUGUCGAGAAUAUCCAAUUUAUUGGGCCAACAAAUGACGGAUAGGAAAAUUGGUCCCGGUUCGGCGGCAUUUAGCAAGGAACUUCCGAUGAAGGCGAAAGCUGUGCAGCCAGCUGCGCCCACUGAAAGCGCAAUGGAUGUAGAUGCAUCGGCUGCCAUCGAUGAAGAGCAAUUGCGUAAAGAAGAGGCCACCAAAAAGCUGAGAGAGAAUAUGGAACGUGUCAAGGGCGAGCAGGAGCUCAUAGAGCGAAUGAAACAAAAGGCCAAGGCUUUAAAGUUACAAGAAAUCACCAAGACAUUUUCACGGCAAAUGAAAGAGAAAUUCCUCAUUGAUGCGGUGCAACGUAUUUUGAAUGCGGAACGCCAGUGUAUUGUUGGAGGAGUUUCGGCCAAGCGAAGGAAGUUAUUGACAGUCAUGGCUGCCACGUUCCCUGACAAUGUACGCUAUCACAUUUUCGAUUUUAUUAUGCUGGAUAUCAAGCAGAGAAUUGAUUUGGCUUUUUCAUGGUUGUAUGAAGAGUACUGCCUGUUGCAGGGUUUUACCCGACACUCGUAUGUCAAAUCUGAAAAUCGACCUGACCAUGCCUACAAUGAGCUGUUGAUGAAGUUGGUCCAGGGCAUUAUUGCCAAAUGUGAAUUUCGCGAUAAGGUGCUGCUUAUGCGUCGUGUCUACUUGGAAGCUCCCAUAAUAACAGAUGAGGUUUUGAAACCUUUUCUAAGCUUAAUCUUGUUGGAAGAUUAUACUCCACAUGGCUUGGAGUUGUUAAAGGAUUUAUGUAUCUUGAGACCACCCAGAAGGGCUAAAUGUCUGAGACAUUUGCUUAAUUUUAGUGUACACGAACGUAGCGACUUACGAGACAAGGCCAUGGAACAUGUUUUGUCCCUGUACCAUAGUCAAAAGUUGCUGCCACCACGGAUUAAUGAAUUUGCCUUGGAGUGGUGCACUUUUUUGGAAAAGGAAAUACCACCAGCUGCCAUUUUUGGAGAAGAAUUCGGCCGUCCCGAGGUGGAGACAGCCUGGCGUGAAGAAACUGCCAAAAUAUGUUUAACCGUCAUGUUGGCCCUUGUGCCCCAUAAACCGGAAUUGUUUUUGGAGAAAAUGACUCAAAUUUAUGCCAACACCUCGGCCGACUUGAAAAGAACAAUCUUGCGUUCCAUUGAUCCGGCCAUCAAGAGUUUGGGUGCGGAAAAUCCCAUACUUCUGAAACUUAUUGAAGAUUGUCCCAAAGGUUGUGAAACUUUGAUAAUUCGCAUUAUUUACAUUCUCACCGAAAGACAGCCAACACCCCAUCCAGAGCUGGUAUUCAGAGUGCGGGAGCUCUACACCCACAAGAUAAAGGAUGUACGUGUUCUAAUACCUAUUCUAAGUGGUCUCAAUCGAACGGAAAUACUGGCAGCAUUACCGAAGCUAAUAAAACUCAAUCAGGUGGUGGUGAAGGAGGUUUUCAAUCGUCUUUUGGGUAUUGGCCCGGAAUUUGCCAGCCAGACUAUAGCCACAACGCCGGCUGAUAUUUUGGUGGCUCUGCACAACAUUGAUGUGAAUGAAUGUGAUUUGAAAUUUAUUGUCAAAGCCACAUCGAUGUGUUUGGCCGAAAAGGAGGUAUUCACUCAAGAUGUUUUGAUUGGAGUGCUCCAGCAGCUGGUCGAAGUUGUUCCCAUUCCAACACUGCUAAUGCGUACGAUAAUUCAGAGUUUAACCCUGUAUCCUCGUUUGGGUAAUAGUUUUGUAAUAAAUCUCCUGCAAAGACUUAUUCUCAAGCAAGUUUGGCGCCACAAGGUUAUCUGGGAGGGUUUUCUCAAGUGUAUACAACGCCUGAAGCCUACCUCGUUAUCGGUGCUACUGCAAUUGCCGCCUCAGCAACUGCAUUUAGCUUUGGAACAGUGUCCUGAUUUGAGACAACCCCUCUUGGAAUAUGCCCAAAGUAUCCAGGAUGAACCAAUGUCGGGAGUAACACCACAAAUUAUGGAUAUAAUAACGGGUAAUGCGGUGGAUGUCUUCAUUACGGAUGACAGCGGCGGUUUUAUAUCUGUGGAAAAUAUCAAAAAGGAAGUCGAAGAGCCAAUGGAAAUAUCCACCAUAUCCACGGUAUCUAGCGUGCCGGUUAUAAGCACAGUGGUAACUGCCGCAGCCCAGCCUCCCACGGCUUUGUUGCCAGAUGUCAAUCAGCCCCUGCCUCCAGGAGAGGAUUAAGUCAAGAAUUAUUUUAAGGAAUACCAAUGAAAAACUCCCUCAGCUGUUAGAAAAAUAAAGGAAUACAACGUUUAUGUUACAAGGAUAAAAGUAUAUUAGAUUUAUCCUUUUACAGGCCUGCUACGGAUUCGAGGAUUUAUAUAUGUCUAGAAUAAUAAUCAGGACUUCUAUAAAUUGAAGA
Musca domestica (house fly) is the source of this 3791-nucleotide messenger RNA. It is a transcript of the gene Sym, whose product is annotated as symplekin. Lineage: Eukaryota; Metazoa; Arthropoda; Insecta; Diptera; Muscidae. Bases 89 to 3610 code for a protein of 1173 amino acids. The record is from RefSeq and is a predicted model, not a curated record. Gene Ontology annotation, cellular component: mRNA cleavage and polyadenylation specificity factor complex. The transcript has 4 exons.